AGAAGAAAGAUAUGUCUUCGUUGAGGAAUCUAUUCAAAGAGUUGUCGGAGAACCUUAACAAGUUCUCGACACUGCUGUUUGCCCUUAUUGCAGCAACAAAACUUGACAUGUUCAUCAAACAUCACAAGGAGAUGAUGCUUCUGGUUUGGAUCGGUGUUCUAUACUCCUUCUUGGUCAUUGCUGGGACAAUACUUCAGACGCACAAUAGAAGCCUUCUUCCAAUCAUAACUUGUGGCAUGUUUAUGGUGGGAGGUGCUGCUUCAUCUCUGCUUCUGAGUUUCUUCUCAUUAGUUGUUGCUAUUAUCACUUUGGUUCUGUGGGUUGUAAUUUUGACAUUGGUUGUUUAUAUGUAUGUUGUUCCUCGAAGAAGCUCAUGAUGUUUGUUGCUUCUCUAGACAAAAACAGAGUA
Molecule: messenger RNA, 409 nt
Organism: Vigna radiata var. radiata (mung bean)
Lineage: Eukaryota; Viridiplantae; Streptophyta; Magnoliopsida; Fabales; Fabaceae
Exons: 2
Coding region: 12-377 (121 amino acids)
Source: RefSeq, a predicted model, not a curated record